AUGACAACUGGCCACAUUCGCCCUAAGGUGAGAAAGGCUGCAAAAGCAAGAACUGAUGCCGCUGCGGCUCCUGGCCCACCGCCCAUCCAGGACGACCAAGCCGUGGAGAAUGUACGCGUCAAGAUGGAACGAUGGGUGGGUGUAGGGGACAACGGUAAUAGUAGUAAGCAGGAAGGAGGGCCGCCCAUGAAAGAGAUUGUAGUGUCCACCGAAGGCUCUGUCGCUCCUCCAGUCACACCAAAGGCUACCACAACUUUGGAAAUUGCUACCCCUAUUGCAAAUGAUACUGCUGGGGGGAUAUCGGAAGAUGCUCCCAUGCGGGAUGCUCAAAACGAAACAAAAUCUACUUUGGCGGCAAAACCCAAAAAUUUGAAGAGCAUUCUGAAGACACCCAAGUACUCCAACAAUCCACAACCCGUCGUGAAGGAGCCAAAGAUAUUGUAUUCCGACCGCGAAGAAGUAAUAAUCCCCGAGCCAAAGAAAAAGGCGUCUGUAUUCAAGCAAGGUCGCAUCACGGAACGCGAUCCCACCGUGGUACCCUCACAUCCACAAUUCAAUCCUCCCGACAAAUCUUCUGCCAUGGCCGUGGAGGGAUACGAACCAGUCAUGGACUAUAACAAGAGGAUUAGCACGCAGAAACCCAACACGAAACCAACCAUCAGCAAUAAACCAUCUGAUGAUAACAACAUAGACGAAGGCAACACCACAUCAUCAAAGGAAGAAAAGCAGCAAGAAGAAGAAAAAGAAGAACCUUUAGUAUUCAAUUCUAUUGCUGACAUGAUGGAAGCUGCCGGAACUCUGCCAUCCCAAAACUUGCAAAGUGCACAGGUAGUCGAGGCCGACUUGGCAUUCUCUUGCAUGACCCAAGAGGAUUUUCAAAAGGGACUCAUUCUACAAGGAAUGGAACAGCAAGAGAUGGAACAAGAAAAACAGCAACAAUCAAACCCAAAAAAAGUGGAAUGGGACACGCCUCAUUCGCUGGAUCAGGUGGGAUAUACAGGGACGGAUCCAGUCAAUGACGGCAACGAAGACGACACUACCAUGGAUGGCUAUGACAGUGAGGACGAUGGAGAGGGUCUCUUUGAUUUGCUGGGUCUUGGUGACGAUGAGUCGGAAGAAGAACAACCCCCCGCCAAACCCCGUGCCUUUCGGAUUCUAUGGGAUUGCUUAGCACCCUUGGUCACUCAUCAAUCGAUUAUCUACAUGAAACGAAUCCAAAGGAUUCAUGAAUCGGGUAGCGGGGACAAUUUGAUCUCGGCAACCCCUAUGUAUGAUAUAGAAGCCUCGCGAUCCAGUGGAUUCAUGGCCAUGGUACGAAUGUACAUGUCACGAUGCCUUGCUGAGUUGGGACAGCGAACGGAAAUGAAACGAAUGGCAGAGCAACGGUUGCAGGGACUCGUCUACACGUUCAACUUUUCUCGACCAGCGGCAAAGCUUGAUACCAAACACUGGAAGGCGUUGACAUGUAUCUUGAUAGAAAUCCUUUUGUUCCUGGACCACGCAGACAAUCCUGCAAGACCACAACUUCCAAGAUCGGCUGAAGCCGUUCAAAUGACUUUGGAGGAGUAUCAGUACUUGGUCAAAAACACAAUCAAAUUAUUCGAUAUUCCAGACCCCGUCAUCUAG
Molecule: messenger RNA, 1626 nt
Organism: Seminavis robusta
Lineage: Eukaryota; Bacillariophyta; Bacillariophyceae; Naviculales; Naviculaceae
Source: the annotation of a GenBank genome assembly